Molecule: messenger RNA, 2332 nt
Organism: Entelurus aequoreus (snake pipefish)
Lineage: Eukaryota; Metazoa; Chordata; Actinopteri; Syngnathiformes; Syngnathidae
Gene: hspa8
Product: heat shock protein 8
Biological process (GO): protein refolding; vesicle-mediated transport; cellular response to unfolded protein
Cellular component (GO): cytoplasm; plasma membrane; nucleus
Molecular function (GO): misfolded protein binding; ATP binding; ATP-dependent protein folding chaperone
Source: RefSeq, a predicted model, not a curated record
AGGUCACGUCAAAAGCCUCGCGUCUGAUUGGCUGCUCUUACCCUGAUAUAAAACUGGUCUGGUCGCAUCUACGCUCUUUUUUCCUUGUUUCGUCGCCAAGGACAAGCCGCCUCUCCGGUGUCCCAUCCCGUCCUCCUUGUAAAAACACACCACAUUCACCACUUCGAUAAAUCAUAACAGGAACAAAAUGUCUAAAGGACCAGCAGUUGGUAUCGAUCUCGGGACCACAUACUCUUGUGUUGGAGUCUUCCAACAUGGGAAAGUCGAAAUCAUUGCUAAUGACCAGGGUAACAGAACAACACCAAGCUAUGUGGCCUUCACUGACAGCGAAAGGCUGAUUGGUGAUGCAGCCAAAAACCAGGUGGCAAUGAACCCAACUAAUACAGUUUUUGAUGCUAAACGAUUGAUUGGCCGCAGGUUUGAUGAGUCUGUUGUACAGUCAGACAUGAAACACUGGCCCUUCAUUGUUGUUGAUGACAACACUCGCCCAAAGGUUCAAGUUGAAUACAAGGGUGAGACUAAAUGCUUUUACCCGGAAGAGAUCUCAUCAAUGGUGCUGACAAAAAUGAAGGAGAUUGCUGAAGCUUAUCUUGGAAAAUCUGUUCACAAUGCUGUAAUAACGGUACCUGCCUACUUCAACGAUUCCCAGCGCCAGGCCACAAAAGAUGCUGGUACCAUCUCGGGGCUAAAUGUUUUGCGUAUUAUCAACGAACCAACUGCAGCUGCUAUUGCAUAUGGUUUGGACAAAAAAGUUGGAGCUGAGAGAAAUGUGCUCAUCUUUGACCUUGGUGGUGGCACCUUCGAUGUGUCCAUUUUGACAAUUGAAGAUGGAAUCUUUGAGGUCAAGUCAACUGCUGGUGAUACUCAUCUUGGUGGAGAAGACUUUGACAACCGCAUGGUUAACCACUUCAUUGCGGAGUUCAAGCGCAAGUACAAGAAAGACAUUAGUGACAACAAGAGGGCUGUCCGUCGUCUUCGCACAGCAUGCGAGAGGGCGAAGCGUACCCUGUCUUCCAGCACUCAAGCCAGCAUUGAAAUCGACUCCCUGUACGAGGGAGUUGAUUUCUAUACCUCCAUCACUCGAGCUCGCUUCGAGGAGCUUAAUGCUGACCUCUUCCGUGGCACUUUGGAUCCAGUGGAGAAAUCACUCCGUGAUGCUAAAAUGGACAAAGGGCUGAUUCAUGAUAUUGUCUUGGUUGGUGGCUCCACUCGCAUCCCCAAGAUCCAGAAGCUUCUCCAGGACUUUUUCAAUGGCAAAGAGCUGAACAAGAGCAUCAACCCAGACGAAGCUGUUGCCUAUGGCGCGGCUGUCCAGGCGGCCAUCCUGUCAGGUGACAAGUCUGAGAAUGUCCAGGACUUACUGCUUCUGGAUGUCACCCCUCUAUCUCUGGGCAUUGAGACAGCAGGAGGUGUCAUGACAGUCUUGAUCAAGCGCAACACCACCAUUCCUACAAAGCAGACGCAAACAUUCACCACUUACUCUGACAACCAGCCAGGUGUGCUCAUUCAGGUAUACGAAGGUGAGCGUGCCAUGACCAAAGAUAAUAACUUGUUGGGCAAGUUUGAGCUGACAGGCAUCCCUCCAGCCCCUCGUGGUGUUCCUCAGAUUGAGGUGACAUUCGAUAUUGAUGCCAACGGCAUCAUGAAUGUCUCUGCAGUCGACAAGAGCACUGGCAAGGAGAAUAAGAUUACCAUCACAAACGACAAAGGACGUCUCAGUAAGGACGAUAUUGAGCGCAUGGUUCGUGAAGCUGAGAAGUACAAGGAAGAGGACGAUGUCCAGCGUGACAAGGUGUCUUCUAAGAAUGGCCUGGAAUCUUAUGCUUUCAACAUGAAGUCAACUGUGGAUGAUGAAAAACUUGCUGGCAAAAUUAGUGAUGAUGACAAGAAAAAUAUAUUGGACAAAUGCAAUGAGGUUAUCAGCUGGCUUGACAAGAACCAGACUGCUGAAAAGGACGAAUAUGAGCACCAACAGAAGGAACUGGAGAAGGUGUGCAACCCCAUCAUCACCAAGCUCUACCAGAGUGCCGGGGGCAUGCCAGGUGGCUGCCAGAAGGCAUGCCCGGCGGAUUUCCAGGUGCCGGUGGGGCUGCCCCUGGUGGUGGUGGUGGAUCCUCUGGCCCAACCAUCGAGGAAGUUGACUAAACAUUCCAUCCUGAGCUAAUUCUAUACAUAAGAAAAAAGCAGCCCUCUUAUAGCCCCAUCAUGCUAAAGAGUGUAAUUGUUAACAUUUAGGGUUCAGGUUUGUUUUGGUUUGCAACAUGAUUACUGAAAGACACAAUAGUGUUUAAUGUGCAUGGAGAUUUCCUUGACAAUAAAACUUGUAAUCCUG